AUGGUUGUCGGCGGCUGCUUCUGCGGAAAGAUCCGUGUCGAGUAUAAUGGCGAGCCCAUUAUAUCGGCAUUAUGUCACUGCUACGAUUGUCGCAAAUUGACCGGAACUCUUUUCACCUACAGUUUCGUGGUCCACGUGGCGGACCUGAGAAUUACAGGGAGUCCCAAGGAAGUGGCCAAAAGGGCUGACAGCGGGAAUCAUAUCAAGAAUUAUUUCUGUUCAGAUUGUGGGACACCAAUCUACGGGCACAAGAUCAAGCCGUCGGGGGUUCCCGAGGAUAUCACGAUUCUUAGGGCUGGGAUUUUUGAUGAUAUGGAGUUUCUGCAUCGGCACAAGCCACAGGCGGAGAUCUAUAAACUAGGACGGGUAAAAUGGAUGUGCCUUCUGGAAGGAGUCGAUCAAUUCAUUGGCAUGCCGCCGCUUGCCUAGUAAUAUUGAAAUAACGAUUUUCUUUAUGAAGAGGAUUUUCAAUUCUGGCGGAACAAACGGACACAUGAUUCCAUUCACAAAUAAUGAAGCAGAGGGUCAUUUUCUUUUCUUUUCUUCUGUCGUCUCUAAGUAGAGUAGCUGACCUGGA
This is a messenger RNA of Aspergillus pseudotamarii, 577 nucleotides long. Its product is annotated as GFA family protein. Gene Ontology annotation, molecular function: carbon-sulfur lyase activity. The record is from RefSeq and is a predicted model, not a curated record. Lineage: Eukaryota; Fungi; Ascomycota; Eurotiomycetes; Eurotiales; Aspergillaceae. The coding region runs from base 1 to 429 and encodes 142 amino acids. The transcript has 3 exons.